Fusarium pseudograminearum CS3096 is the source of this 1035-nucleotide messenger RNA. RefSeq lists its product as uncharacterized. NCBI's taxonomy places the organism in Eukaryota, Fungi, Ascomycota, Sordariomycetes, Hypocreales, Nectriaceae. Bases 1 to 1035 code for a protein of 344 amino acids. The transcript has 3 exons. Gene Ontology annotation, molecular function: metallopeptidase activity; protein binding. The record is from RefSeq and is a predicted model, not a curated record. Gene Ontology annotation, cellular component: proteasome complex; proteasome regulatory particle. Gene Ontology annotation, biological process: proteasome-mediated ubiquitin-dependent protein catabolic process.
AUGCCUACCACAACGGCAGAAACCCUUUCCCUCGUCACCCGAAACGUCACCGUUGCGCCCCUCGUGCUUCUCUCCGCCGUCGACCACUACAAUCGAACCGUUUCCACAAAGACAAAGCGACGAGUCGUCGGUGUUCUCCUGGGACAAAAUGACGGAAACGAUGUGAGAGUGUCAAACAGCUUUGCUGUUCCUUUCGAGGAGGAUGACAAGGACCCUUCGGUAUGGUUCCUUGAUCACAACUACGUUGAAUCAAUGAACGAUAUGUUCAAGAAAGUCAACGCCCGAGAGAAGCUUAUAGGAUGGUACCACACCGGUCCCAAGCUCCGCGCAUCUGAUUUGGAGAUCAAUGAACUCUUCAAGCGCUACACACCCAACCCCCUCCUUGUCAUUGUCGAUGUCCAGCCCAAGGAGUCAGGAGUGCCUACAGAUGCUUACUUUGCCGUUGACGAAAUCAAGGACGACGGCACAACCACCGCACGAACAUUUGUCCACACUCCUUCCGUCAUCGAGGCCGAGGAGGCAGAAGAAAUUGGUGUCGAGCACUUGUUAAGAGAUAUUCGCGAUGUCGCUGCGGGGACACUAUCCACACGAGUCACAAACCAGUUGCAAUCACUUCAGGGUCUACACCUGCGCCUGCGAGACAUCGGCGCAUACCUCCAGAAGGUCCUCGACAAACAACUACCCGUUAACCACGCGAUCCUUGGAAACCUUCAGGAUGUUUUCAACCUAUUGCCCAAUCUCUCCACGCCCGAGAGAGAUGGCAAGUCUGGCGGCGGCGAAUUGGCAUAUGCGAUGAGUGUCAAGACCAACGACCAGCUUAUGGCUAUUUACCUGAGCAGUCUGAUCCGUGCCAUCACAGCCUUCCACGAUCUUAUCGAGAACAAGAUCCAAAACAGGCAACAACAAGAGGAGAAGGAGGCCAAAAAGGAGGAGAUCAACAGCAAGGAUGAGAAGAAGGAGGGCACAAAUGGCGCAAACACUCAAGCCAAGGAAGGUGGUGAGAAGGAUAAGGAGAACAAGGAGACCAAGAAAUAA